AUGUUUCAUGUUAUAAACGAUCAUCAUGGCCAUUUGGAAAGAUGCACGAUCAGUUAUUUCUCAUUCCAAUGUAGAAACGGGAUGGUCGAGGAUUGGAUUCGACCAUUGAUUCAUGUGCAUCACGUUAAGCAUCUCACAGUUGUAAACUCUCUUUUCUCUUUUUGUGGAAACAACAGACCCCUCACACUCAACUUGCCCCCAGAAACAUUUUCCCAUCCAAACCUUCAAACACUCAUCUUAGAUCAGUAUAACUUCGAAACUCCAGAUGCUUUCAACAACUGCGGAAAUCUAAAGACUCUAACACUCGCUGGCAUUUUCGCCGAGAUUGGAGCCUUGAACGCAGUCCUAGUGUCUUGCCCUUCUCUCGAAGUGCUUGUGGUAGAUAUCAGUAAAGAGCAAGGACUUGAUCUUUUAGAAUCUAGUUCAGAAAAAAAAAGAGGUGGUGUUUUGAGAAUAGAGAAUCGCAACUUAGUGUGCUUGUAUUUAUCUUGUCCUGAAGUUGAUGGCAUUCAUGUGUCUUCGCCAAAUCUGGACGUUCUCACCAUCGAAUAUGUCUCGUGUGAGAUAGAGAAAUUCGUCAUUGCAAAUCCUAGACUCCAGUUUAGUCGAAACUUUUGGACUACAGCAAAAGUAUUUCCUCACACCAGCCAUUGUAUAUCAUGCCCCCAUCAGGAGAAGAAAAACAUUGGACAUGAAUUAUUGAUGGGUGGACAAUUCAUGAUGAGUGGACAUGGUGACUUUGUGAGACGUUUUGGAUCGCUUUCGGUGAGUGUAGACUUGACGAAUGCAAAAGAAGUUAAGAUGCUACAAGAAAUCUUAGUUACAUGGCCUGGAGAAAUGGAUGAACUUGAGAUCUUAUUCAUGAAAAGCAAUGCUCCGAGUAAAGAAGUUGAGAGUUCUAGUGGAGGAACACAGGAGACGUUUUGGGAAGAGACAAAACCGUUCUUCAGCGCUAAAUUCUUUGUUUUUACUGUAUGGCUGUCUAACUUUAGCGGUUCAAAAGAAGAGUUUGCGUUAGCCUCGCGUUUGAUAACGCAAGGGACAGUGAUCAUGACUAUGAUAAUCAAACCGUCGUCGUUUCUUCCAAGCGACAUGUUGGUGAUAGAGGAGGCAGUGGCCAAGCUGAAGGAACUUCAAGGUUUCCCAGACCUUAGUAUCCGCAUGGGAUGA
Thlaspi arvense is the source of this 1170-nucleotide messenger RNA. The record is from the annotation of a GenBank genome assembly. Lineage: Eukaryota; Viridiplantae; Streptophyta; Magnoliopsida; Brassicales; Brassicaceae.